AUGACUAGUGAUGGGGAUGACAUGCAGGUAACAGAAGAGUGCCUAGCUGAUGCACUCUUUAACUUAAAGGUAGGGGAGGUGAGAGCGCUGUGCAAGCAGUGUGGUUUGGACAGCAAAGGCUCCAAGAUGGAUCUUGUCCUGGGACUGCGUGACAAGAUGACCAAUAAAGUUACACCUACAACAAAGUUUUUGCAUCUGCUGUUUGUCACGCAGCAAAUAGAGAAAACAGUGCUGGCCACGACCAACCUCGAGGGCCGCAGGCGAUACGGCAAGUCCGGCGAGUGGAAAGCGAUGGACGCCAUGGACCUGCGAGCCUACCUCUGGCUUCUGAUCCUCACGGGCGUGUACAGGUCCUGCAACGAGGCCUUGGAGAGCCUGUGGCACGAGGAGAGCGGCAGAGCCAUUUUCCGCGCCACGAUGCCGGUCAAACGUUUCCACUUGUACUCGCGACUGCUGCGCUUCGACAACCGCGAGUCGAGAGCCGAAAGACUAGCCUCGGACAAACUGGCGGCCAUACAAGACGUGUGGGACGCGUGGACGCGCCGGCUGCCUCGCCUCUACGACCCGGGCCCUGACGUGACAGUGGACGAGCAGCUGGUGCCCUUUCGAGGUCGAUGCGCCUUCCGCCAGUACAUGCCCUGCAAGCCCGCCCGGUACGGACUCAAGUCGUGGGUGGCCUGCGACGCCCGCUCCAGCUACGCGUGGAACAUGCAGCUCUACACGGGCAAGUCGGUGAGCGGCACGCCCGAGAAGAAUCUGGGCUCCCGCGUGUUGCUGGACGUGACCGAGGGCCUGAGGGGCCCGCGCAACGUGACGUGCGACAACUUUUUCACCUCCUACGCGCUGGCCCAGCGGCUGCUCGCCGGGAGGCGCCUCACAGUGGUGGGCACGAUGCGCAAAAACAAGCCCGAGCUGCCGGGGCGUUGCUCGCCACCAAGGGCCGUGCUGUCUUUUUGUCCAAAGGCACAGGAACGUGGCGCUGCUGAGCACGCUGCACACGGGCGACGAGCGGGUCGGCGCCGCAGGCAGGCCAAACCCGACAUUAUCCUCCACUGCAACAGCACCAAGGGCGGCGUGGACAACCUGGACAAGCUCGUCGGCACGUACAGCUGCCGCAGGAAGACGGCGAGCAGGCCCCUCGCCCUGUUCCACAACGUCCUCGACGUGUCCGCCUACAACGCCUUCGUGCUGUAG
This is a messenger RNA of Etheostoma cragini (Arkansas darter), 1194 nucleotides long. RefSeq names its product piggyBac transposable element-derived protein 4-like. NCBI's taxonomy places the organism in Eukaryota, Metazoa, Chordata, Actinopteri, Perciformes, Percidae. Bases 1 to 1194 code for a protein of 397 amino acids. The record is from RefSeq and is a predicted model, not a curated record. The transcript has 5 exons.